UGAAGUUUAAAAAUUAUCCAAGCCAAAAGAUUAAUUAAAUAAUAAAGAAAAAAGGGAAAAAAACACAUGGCUCUAAGGCUGUUGUCUGCAACCUUCGUCACUGUUCCCAAACUUCAAAUCUCGAAGAAGCGCGACGGCUUUACCGAAGCUAGGGUUUCGUCAUCGCCGUCGAUUUCUAGUAUUUCGCGUAAAACCGGAUCGAUAAAAUGUCAGGCUUUGGGAGAGAGCUCUGUUGAUGGAGUCGUUAAUCAAGGAAUUUACGGUCCAUGGACCGUCGAUUCCUCCGACGUCCGAGAGGUGAUUUUAUACAGGUCAGGGCUAGUGACUGCUGCUGCUUCAUUUGUAGUUGCUGCUUCAGCUGCUUUUUUGCCUGAGAACUCUUUACCUAGCAAUGUAAUCAAUGAAAAUCUUGAUUUGCUUUAUACACUUGGAGCUGGAGGAUUGGGCUUAUCUUUAUUUUUGAUUCACAUCUAUGUGACUGAGAUUAAGCGCACUCUUCAAGCACUAUGGGCACUAGGUGUUGUUGGAUCUUUAGCAACAUACACGAGCCUUGCACAACCAACUGGUGAGAACUUAAUACAGUAUGUUAUUGACAACCCAACAGCUGUGUGGUUCAUUGGCCCUCUUUUUGCAGCACUGACUGGACUUGUCUUCAAGGAAGGCCUUUGCUAUGGAAAGCUGGAAGCUGGUAUUCUCACCUUCAUUAUCCCCACUGUUCUUCUUGGGCACCUGACGGGCAUAAUGGAUAAUGGAGUAAAACUUACUCUUCUGGCUUCUUGGAUGGCACUCUUCGUGAUAUUUGCAAGCAGAAAGUUCACUCAGCCUAUCAAGGAUGACAUUGGCGACAAAUCUGUAUUCAUGUUCAAUGCCCUUGCGGAAGAGGAAAAGAUGGCUUUGAUUGAGAAGCUUGAGCAACAAAAAUUAAAGAACCUUAAAUAGAAAUGGACGGGUGCCAACAAUGACUUAUGCAUCAAGACAGGGUUUUGUAUCAACUCAAAUGAAACAAUGAUCUCAGGGAUCGGUAAUGUAAACUAGGAUUCUUAUCCCACUGGCUCUAAUAUUCUUACAUUAUUAGCUUAUGAAUCUAAGUUUUUUAUUUA
This is a messenger RNA of Vitis vinifera (wine grape), 1100 nucleotides long. RefSeq lists its product as uncharacterized. The record is from RefSeq and is a predicted model, not a curated record. The transcript has 5 exons. Lineage: Eukaryota; Viridiplantae; Streptophyta; Magnoliopsida; Vitales; Vitaceae. Bases 67 to 939 code for a protein of 290 amino acids. Gene Ontology annotation, cellular component: chloroplast.